Molecule: messenger RNA, 1344 nt
Organism: Colletotrichum spaethianum
Lineage: Eukaryota; Fungi; Ascomycota; Sordariomycetes; Glomerellales; Glomerellaceae
Product: proline utilization trans-activator
Exons: 3
Coding region: 1-1344 (447 amino acids)
Biological process (GO): regulation of DNA-templated transcription
Molecular function (GO): zinc ion binding; DNA-binding transcription factor activity, RNA polymerase II-specific
Source: RefSeq, a predicted model, not a curated record
AUGGACGUCGACUCGGAACCCGAGCGCAGAGGCAGCACCAGCACCGGUACCAGCACCCGCAACACACGCAAGCCGACGAGUCCGCCCGCCGGCGCGCCCACGCCCGCGGCGACGAGACGCUUCCGCUCGGCUUCUCAAGCCGAGGCGGCUCGCACCUCCAACGCAUGCCAGAUUUGCCGGGACAAGAAGGUGAAAUGCUCAGGCCAACGGCCCUGCAAGUACUGUUCCAAGCGGGGGCUCGACUGCACCUUUUCCGCCUCCGAGAAGCGGAAGCUCUACUCCAUCUCGCAGAUCCGUGAGCUCGAGGACAAGGUGGCCUUCUAUGAGCGCCAGGGCCACGAGAGGUCGGCUCUAGGCGCGGCGUCCUCCCCGGCGCCGACAUCGCCCAUGUGGAGGGUGCCCACGGGCGGGCAGAACCCAGAUGCAGACGCGGCUCACAAUGACAUGAACGUCGCGCAAGUUGGCACCGGCCUUGGCGGCAGCGUCGCCACCCCCUCGGUUUCUUCUGGCCUGGGCCAACCUCGGACAGUCAUGUCUCAGCCAGCCUUCUCCCCCACGCUCGAGAGGGUGCGAACUGGGGAAGCCGUGCCCACGUCUACGACGUCGCCUGUGCGGACCGGCAGGGCCAUUGCCCCGGAGUCGGCUCUGUCCUCGAGCGAGACCUUUGGCUCUGAGAUCAAGACGCUGCUUGUGUCCCGCUCGAACCCCGGGUCUACCGUCAGCCCGUCAGCCAGCGCCGUGACCCCGGUCCCCCACAUCGACCGGCGCGGGCUGGAGGCCAUCGGGCCGUGGCCGACCGAGGAGGAGGCCCACGCCAUGCUCGACGUCGUCAUCUUCAACGUCGGCAUAUCCCAGCAGCUCUUUGAUGUCCGCGCCUUCUCGGACAAUCUCUCCGUGCUGUACCACGAGUCCAAUGCGGAGGUCAGGCUGCCGGAGAUCUGGAUCGUGGAAGCGUUGCUGGUCUUUGCUGUCGGUCGACUUCUGCAGGGCAAGGAUGAUGAAAACGGCGAUCUUCCCGGCACAAAUUACUUUCGAGAGGCGGUAAAACGGACACCUCUGCUGAGUGACCUGCGCAAGCACGGUAUUAUAGGGGUUGAGGUCAUGGCUUUGACGGCUCUGUACCUUCAGAUAACGGACCGCAAAGAUGAUGCGUACCUGCAUGUAAGUCGACCCUGGCUGGGUCUAAUCGACGAAGUACUGACGGCCCUGAUCAAGUCGAACACUGCGUUACGGCUAGCUAUCAGCCAUGGCAUGCAUCGUUUCAACAGCAGUCAGCAUCUUCGACGGUCCGAGAACGUCCACAGAAAUAGGCUUUGGUGGUCUAUCUACAUGCAAGAAAGGUAG